CAAUAUUGCAGUGAUCGAAUUCCCUUCAAUUUAUGUUGAUUCUACAUCGAAUAAUUAUGACGCCAAACUAACUCUCUGGUAUGCAAUCAGGAUCGUUGGAACAGCAAAAUUUUCAGCUAAAUUAGAUGUAUCUAUUGGAGUUUAUUUAGUCAGUGGUCAGGUUACUUUUUCACCAAUUGCAGCUUCAGCCCCUCCACAACUGACAAGUAGUCAAGUUCCGUAUUGGACACUUGAAAGUUUGGCAACUUCACGCAGUAAUACAAGUGUUAUCCGUGGUGGAUUCAACUUACUCUCUGUCAGUCUAGUUAUAGACUCCAGAGCAAGGCAAACAUACAGAAUUCAGAUUUACCUUUUUCAACUUCUGGAUAUUUUAGCCAUAAUGCAACCGAAAAUCCUUGAUACUGGUAGUGCUGUUUGCACAUCUGGAUUUCAAACAACUUUUACUGCUACUAAUCUAGAAAUAAACAUGGGUUCUCUGUAUUUUGAAAAUAAUGAAAACCCGACUAAAUCGAAAGCUGAAAAGUCAGCAAUCAACAUUCUUAUACCAAUGAAUGUGAAUACAAUGGCUACUUCGUAUGUUUCAGUUCGUUUCACUCUUUAUUAUGGAACUCAAAGUAGUCAAACGUAUGUGAAUGUAAAUGUUCUUGCAUCUGAGGCACGCGUACCAAGCUCAACAAUCGCCUAUCAGAUAGAUGCUCCCAGCUACUAUGACAAACCAAAUGAACGAACCGAUCCAGUAGUUCCAGGACAGAUGGUUCGGUAUCACUACAGGAUCAGUCUACCGAAUACAAUGUGUGCUACAUUUUCAAUGAGAUUUACACUACUGUCUAAUAUUUGGCCUGUUGAUAUAAUUGGUGCUACUCUUAUGGACUACAGUGACUUUAUAUGGUUCAGCGGUGCUGUCAACCCUGUAAUAACCAUAAGCGGUGCAGUGACAAAAAACACGGCAACCGUUGCUAUGGGAACAAUAUGUGUUCCUGAAACGUUUGAUAAUCAGAUUCUGUUCGACCUUUUUCUUCGUCCACGCAACAAUUUCGACAACAGCCUAACACCUGGUAAUCAAACAGUAUCUAUCAAUGGUCAGUUGACAGCAAGUACGAUAACUGCGGCUUUAUCUUUACCAUUAACCUCAUUUGUUAUCGUUCCGGACUACAUUAUAAGUGAAAGUAUUAUCAAGCUCCCUCCAAUCGAUAACAAUAAAUACAUACUUACGAUUAAAAAUAUUACUGCCGGAAGUUUAUUUCAACCAGGUGUCUGGCGAAGGAUUACAUUCAAUCUUCAAGUCCCUAUUGCUUCAUAUUUGCCCAAUUCAUCUAUUAUCAUCGGUGGUGCUAAUGACAGUGUUGAAAUGGAAUCAGCAUUUACUGUAAACGAUGUGUACUUGACAUUUGGAUCUAAUUUGGCAGCAUUACGUAAUGUUCAACCUAAAUAUGUAUACACAUCAACAUACAAAUAUGGACAGCAAGAUAAAUUAGAAGUGAUAUUGGGAAAUGUUAUUAACCCAG
Messenger RNA from Trichobilharzia regenti, 1505 nucleotides. Lineage: Eukaryota; Metazoa; Platyhelminthes; Trematoda; Strigeidida; Schistosomatidae. The record is from the annotation of a GenBank genome assembly.